This is a messenger RNA of Medioppia subpectinata, 405 nucleotides long. Lineage: Eukaryota; Metazoa; Arthropoda; Arachnida; Sarcoptiformes; Oppiidae. The record is from the annotation of a GenBank genome assembly.
AUGGACAGCUGUUGCUAUGACUACGCGGUAAAUGUUGUCUUCAUUGAGUUCGCGCUUCCAAUCAAUCGUUUCGGUCAAACACUCGACGCCGUCGACCCCCAGAGGAGACAGUAUUUGGGCCGACGUUUCCACCGAUGCCUUAAACGCCGGGAUUAUCAUCAAUGGCGGCGUAUGCUGUGAAAUAUUUGUACGCAUACCUGACAUCAUAAACCAAAUGCUGGGUUUGUUUUGUGCCGAUUGUCUCGCAAUGUGUCUCGAGAUCUGUUGAAAUCGGUUGUUAUCUGUAGUCCUCGUGAAGACAGCGAAUCCGCGCCACAAGUCGUCGUCCACUCUAUUCGAGUCAUCCCUUCCUUUGAAGGCAUUGUCCAGAAGUGUGCGAAACUCGUCGUCGGCUUUCCGGUCGCC